CGUGCGAUUUAUAAGGCCCAGUUCGCUUCACGAGACAGUCAAAGGAGCAGAGAAAAUGACGCUGAAAAGCGCAUUUUCGCUUAUUCUUCUAGCCCUUGCAGCUUGCGCCGCUUUGGCCGCGAAGGAUCGCAUCCCUGCACCGUACUUCACCGAUGGAGAGAAUUUGAGUGCUGAGAACUGUGGCGUUGGAGAAAAAUAUUGGGUAGCGGAAGUAUUAUUCCGUUCUAAAAUUCGUUGCAUCGGAGUAAUUAUAUCGCAAUGGACUGUUCUCACGCACACAUGCGAAUUGCCGACAGAUGAUAUCACCGAUGUAUCGGUUUACAUCGGAGAUUGUCUGAAAGAGAAAUAUAACGACGUUACAAAUUGCACUGGUAAAAUUGAGGUGAGAGGUAUCAAUUUGAUGAACAUCGAUCUCUUGGAAGAACGAGCAUACGAAUUUCCGAUCUACAUUCUAAGAACAAAAAAUAAGAUGCCAGCUAAUAUUUCUCCAAUUUGUUUGUUCAACCGCGGCAAUGAAAUGGACUUAGUAGAGGAUCCCCAAACAACGUACUUUUCGUGGGCGAUGCUGUCCUUUCAUGAAGAAAAGCAUUAUAAAGGAGAAAAAAUGAAUGUAUGGUGGUAUAGAUUUGUUAAAAUCGGCGGAAAAAUCGUGUCCGAUGACAAUUGUCUCGAAUAUUUACGCAGGCGUGUAGAUAUUGCCCAGCCCUCUCUUCAAACACGGUUUUUGUGUGUGCGUCAACCGAUAUUUUCGGAAAGUACUGGAGUUUCAUUCCUCAUGAACAUCUACCGAGGAAGGUACUUCAUUAGAGGCAUGACAAUGAGGCAACUUAGCGAAAGAACGUACGGAAAUAUCUCAAAUACAGCAUACGUAGAUAUUCUGCCUUACGUCGAAUCCAUCGUGUGGAACUCGGAUGACAUGUCAGUUUUAUCCCCCGUUCCACCUGUAAAAUCAAUCAGAACUUUUAGGGGUUCUGACGACCUGAGUUUCCCGAAUUGCGGACUGAAAUCAAGAGUGGUUCGGAGCAGACGGGAGACAGGAGACGAGGUUGAAGAAAUCAGGUCGCACCAGUUGAUAUUGGCCGGACGCAGAGCCCUAAACGGGGCACACCCAUGGCAUGCCACUAUCCAGGGCGAUGGCUUCGCAUGCGGGGGAAGUCUCGUAUCAAAGAGGGCAGUUUUGACAGCCGCCCACUGUAUCGAAGGACAAAGAGCUGAGGACUUCGAAGUCACCAUUGGGAUGUAUAACAGGACGGUCUUUAAUUCUACUGAGAUUCAGAUUAAAACACCCAGCAGGCUGAAAGUUCAUCCAAAGUACUCGAGAGGGAAGUUCCACUACGACGUUGGUCUCAUGAUUUUCGAUAAAGGAUUUGAACUGACUGAUCACGUACGCCCGAUUUGUCUAUGGAACGAAGACACCAAUCUUGACGCCGUCGCCGGAAAAUCCGCUUUGGUGGCUGGCUACGGAUAUUUUAAGAAUUACUCUCACCCUGAGACGCUGCAAGAGGCUCAAAUACCGAUAAGAUCACACUUGGAGUGCUACCACAGUCUGAGGAAAUAUUACGGAGCGCGAUUGAAGCCCGGAGACAAUUUUUGCGCCGGUUAUACAAAUGGCACAACCGUGUGCAACGGAGACAGUGGCAGCAGCCUCUCACUCGAAAAAGACGGAAGGUGGUUCAUUAGAGGCAUUGUCAGCUUUGCCAAAUCAAAAAAAGUCAAAAUUAAUGGCGCAGAAGCCAAAGUGUGCGAUCCUGACGCUUUUCCCUUGUUCUCUGACGUGGCUUAUUACAUGGAUUGGAUUGUGCACAACACCCCUGGCAUCUAUUUCAACUAUUUGCAAGACCUUUUUCCAACAUUUACUUUACCCAGUGACUACAAAUAAUUUUUUAAUAAAAAAUGAAAUAGUUUUGUGCUACUAGAAAACUAAUGUUGUUUUUCUUAUACUAAUAAUUACACCAAUUUCUGAAUCUAAACCACUUAAAACGUAUAAAUUAUGG
This is a messenger RNA of Cloeon dipterum, 1994 nucleotides long. RefSeq lists its product as uncharacterized. The record is from RefSeq and is a predicted model, not a curated record. NCBI's taxonomy places the organism in Eukaryota, Metazoa, Arthropoda, Insecta, Ephemeroptera, Baetidae. Gene Ontology annotation, molecular function: serine-type endopeptidase activity. The transcript is spliced from 12 exons. The coding region runs from base 56 to 1879 and encodes 607 amino acids. Gene Ontology annotation, biological process: proteolysis.